Messenger RNA from Ictalurus punctatus (channel catfish), 3024 nucleotides. RefSeq names its product DENN/MADD domain containing 2Da (gene dennd2da). The transcript is spliced from 13 exons. Gene Ontology annotation, cellular component: nucleoplasm; cytosol. The record is from RefSeq and is a predicted model, not a curated record. Lineage: Eukaryota; Metazoa; Chordata; Actinopteri; Siluriformes; Ictaluridae. The coding region runs from base 1247 to 2635 and encodes 462 amino acids.
ACAUUAUUGCACUGGUGAUGGGAAAUUCACGAAUAAUUGUGAAAGCCUUGAUGCUGAUUUUACAAGCACAUAUACUUAAUUAGCAACGAUAGCUAGCAUGCUAGGUGUUAGAUUAAAUUACAGUUAUCAUUAUUAAGAAGCAGUCAAACUUGGAAUUACUCACUUAACAUCAGCUAACGUUAGCCUUUAGCUACCUACGCUGAUUGAUAAACACAGGUGCAUAAGUGUGGAGAUUAACAUUAGCUUAUUCCGACGUGAAAUCAGAAGAGAGACCUGUGUGUACUUGCAGAAUUAUUAUUAUUUUUAAUCAGUUCCAUGUGGUUUUAUUGGUGGGCUUUGGGUUGGGGUUUAGGAAGGAUCCGUGUGGCCCAAGUUUAAAAGGUUUUUAAAAAGUUUUUAAAAGUUUAUUUGCUUAUUUAAUUUAUUUAAUAUAGGCACAAUGCUAAACUGGAGGCUUCUAGAAGCUUCCAUUACUACAAAUACCAAUCAUGUCCUGGCUGAUGGCCUGCUGGCCCACAUUACAGUCACAAAGCAAACACUCCGCUCUGGCUGUUUAUUCCCAAGAAUCAAACUCGCGUGUCCGAUUCACUGAUUCAGUAUCGAAUGGAGAGUCGGAUCAGUGGAGUGAUUCAGUGUGGAAAGCGUGCUGUGGCUUUCGCGUUGGUUUUCUACCAGUUAAAGAAGCGAACCGUGCAGAGAAACUCGGAGUUUUAAAAGGUUCUGAUGGAGGACUGCUGCACAUCAGGUCUAGACGACUAAAACACGAUUUGGGAGAUUUAAUCCCUUUGGAAAUAAAUUAAAAAAAAAAAAAAAAAAAAAAAAAAAAAAAAGAAGAAAGAAAAAUGAACGGACUUGCAUUACCGAAACUGAGAAGUGAGAAGGGGAAGAAAAGUGAGUCGAAACACCGGCGCAGUGAGUACUCCGAGUCCGACACCGACGUUCACUCAACUCCACAGUCUGCAGGGAAGCACGUUAUCCGCUUUAUUAACAUCAGAUUCAAGUAUAAAUAAGUUUAAAGUGACUGUAAUGUUACCUCUAAUAUGAAGUUUAAAAGUAAGACUUAAUAACACUUCAUUACUCAUGAACGUAUUGUGAGUAUUUAUUAUUAUAGCUAUACUAUAUUAUAUACUCUAGUGUAUACACGCUGUAGGGGAGACCGGGGUCAGCUGUACCUGUAACUGAAGCUCCCAUUGUAAUCACAGGUAACGUUUUCCUGGGCGAGGAUGAGGAGCAGGAGAGAGGCGCGAUGAAGAGGCUCAGCACCAUGUGGGUGUCCGUCAAGGGCAAAAUGAGCCGAGAUAGAGGCGCUAAAGAGCCGGACCCUCCGCCGAGCCCGGACCUGCUUCCUGUGGACGAACAGCAGAGAGAGCCGCGCUACGCCAGCGGACAGUUCUUCUUCGAGUACCUGGUGGUGGUCAGCCUUAAAAAAAACAAAACCGGCACGUACGAGCCACAAAUAUCGUACCAGUUCCCUAAGAGGGAUGGUAUGGUGCGUUUUCAGAAGGAGGAAGAGGAGAAGACGCUGAAGGCCAUCACACUGUUCUGUUUUCCAGAAGGGAUUAACUGGGCUCCACUCACAGAAUAUUCCAGUGAGACGUUCUCGUUUGUCCUGACCGAGGUGGACGGCAGCAGGAGGAACGGUUACUGCCGCAGGCUGCUGCCUCAUGGCAGUGGCGCUCGUCCCCCAGAGGCGUACUGCAUCAUCAGUAAAGUGGCCUGUUUCGGUCUCUUCUCGAAGAUCUUUGACGAGGUGGAGAAGCGACGUCAGAUCUCCAUGGCGAUGAUCUACCCGUUCAUGCAGAGUCUGCGUGAGGCUCCGUUUCCCGCUCCAGGAAACACCGUGCAGAUCAAGAGCUUCAUCCCCGACGCCGGCACCGAGCUCAUCAGUCUGACACGUCCCACAGACUCGUGGUUGGAACAUGUGGAUUUCCGCACGCUGUUCCGAUGUUUAUCGGAUGAAGAAGUGCUGCAGGUUUUCGCUGCUACAGUGUUGGAGCGCAGAAUCGUCUUCCUCGCUGAGGAUCUAGGGACGUUGUCUCAGGUGAUCCACGCCGUCUCUGUCCUCCUCCAUCCCUUCAUCUGGCAGCACACACUAAUCUCCAUCGUGCCUCAGAUUCUGAUUGACGUCGUCAUGGCACCCACGCCAUACCUGCUGGGGGUUCAGAAGCAGCUGGCUGAUGAUGUCCUCGAUCAGGGUGACAUUCUGGCUGUUGAUUUGUCGGAGGGUCGAAAGCAAACGUUCAUCAGACGAGUCGGAGACGAGGACUCGAUUCUACCCCACAAACUGAAAGAGGAGAUCCUGCAGGCUCUGAGGAGCAGGAGCGAGACGUCCAGUUUGGAGGAACUGAACCGCAUCGUCCCCGAAGCCUUCCUCCCGUUCUUCAUCAAAACCGUCGGCCAUUUCUCCAAAUACGUGGUGAGGAACGGAGCGGAGGUGAACUUCCACAAGAGGAGCUUCUGUAAAGCCAUCGAGUCCAAAAGCACUCGACAUUUCGUCAAGAAGUUCAUUCAGACGCAGAUGUUCGACCUGUUUAUACAGGAAGUGGAGCAGAGACCUGCCUCCCAGAAAGGUUUUUUUGAGCAGAAGAUCUCGGAGUAUCACAGGAAGAUGCGAGAGAAAGCAAAGAAACACUAGAACUUUAAAACUUGUGUAAAAUAUACAGAAACUGGAUGUUAAAUAAUUAUUCAGGCUGUAGAUAGAAAAAUGAAAAUUAUUUAUCUGUUAAUUUUAUUGUAAAUUGGGGAACGUGUGUGUGUAAUGGAUUCUUUUAAAAUGUGUUUUAAUACUAUAUUUUGUGAGUGAAUGUGUGUGUGUGUGUGUGUGUGUGUGUGUGUGAAGACAAUAUUUUAGUUUUAGAUUUUGGUCUUAAUGUUUUUAAAUUGAUAGUGAGUGUUUUUUAAAGACUGAGCCAGAAUUUAAAUAAAAACUUUUAAAUGUUUAAAAGUUCUUAUUUUUAUUAAUUGUGUUUUUAUUAAAUUAAGUCUUACCAUGUAAACAAUUAAAUAAACACCAAGCAAAGAUUA